Messenger RNA from Rotaria sp. Silwood2, 3927 nucleotides. The record is from the annotation of a GenBank genome assembly. Lineage: Eukaryota; Metazoa; Rotifera; Eurotatoria; Philodinida; Philodinidae.
CGAGAAGGAAGGCCCAUGGGCCCUUGUCCUUUUGGGCUUUUUCUAAUCUCAUUGGACUCUACUUAUCGGCAAAAUAUCGGCUUAAAAGCUUUGAAUCACUUCGAACGGUUCCCUCGUAAGUGCAUUCGAAUCGCAUUAAAUUUUAAGAAUAUAUUGGAACUAUAGUGAAGCAACUAUGCUAAAGUUUUCAACCCUAGAUCAUGACGUUUUCAACAGAUAUUCAACAUACAAGGAUAAAAAAUAACACCGUUGACAAUCCAAAAUUCUCUGUGGAUUUUCAUUUCAGAGAUAAAAUCGAUCUAGAUUUUUCAUAGCUGAUCUGAAAUCCAUACCGAUAUUGUACUGACGAGUUCUCGUUUCAUGACACUUCCUGUAUGAGAUAAUAAAAGUAAAAGAAAAAUCAAUUCAAAAAUGUUGGCUUAAGCCGAGAUGCUAAAUAAAAAAAAGUCAUGCCAGAUAUGAAAGAUCAGAUCUCGGACUGUCUUUCAAUGUAUUCAUCUUGAUUUCGAUUUUUCUGGCGAAUGUUUCUCAAUUGAAUUAAAUUUGCUUUAUUCAUCAAACUUCUUUUUUUGGAAUGACAGUACAAUAACCACAGACUUCGAAAGGCCCACCUUUUUUGACUCUCAUGUUAGUUGAAACACUGUCUGUUAUCUUCCACACGAAUAACUAACUAUGAUCAGUACUACUUAUUUUAUUUUUCAAUUGAAAAAUUUUCAUUAUUAAUAUAAUAUUUUCUAGUUUCUUUCAAUUGCUCAAUCUGAACGUAAUGCUUUAACAGAAAAAUUAUCAAUAACCAAAGAUGAUUUAUUACGUUUACAAGUUGAAUUUGAUAAAAUACGUCGUGAUGCUGCAUUGCAUCAUGAACAAGAUCGACAAGUGAUAUUAUCAUUGCAGGAUGAAUUAAAAAAAUUUCAUAUUAAAUUUGAAGACGCAACUAUAGCUAACGAUCGUGAUGUAAAAACAUUAACUGAUGAUAUUGAACAAUUACGACAACAACGACAAUUACAAAAUCAUGAAAAUUCUGAAUUAAAAACACAAUUAAAAUUAAAUGAAGAAAAUCGUGAUCAAUUAAAACGUGAUUUAAUUGAAAGUAAUCGACGUAUAAGAGAAUAUGAAGAAAAUCUAACAUUACAACGAAAAGAAAUACAAGAUUUAAAACGUUAUUUACAAGAUGAACAACGUGAUAAAGAAUUAUCAUUACGUUCAAGUGAUGAUUUACGUACAAAAUUAAAGAGUGUAGAAAAUGAAAAAAUUGAUUUAAGACAAUUAUUAGAAGAAGCUAAGCAAAGAAUUCUUGUACUCGAUGAACAAAGAUCUCAAUGUCUAAAAGAUGCUAAUGAUCUACGUCAUAAUUUACGUGAUGUUGAACGUUCACGAUUAGAAGCUCGACGUGAAUUACAAGAAUUACGUCGUCAUGUUAAAAUGCUUGAUAGUGAAACGAAAAAGAAAUCUAAAGAAUUAGAAGAAUUAGCCGAUCGUGUACGACAAGAUGAACAACGUGAAGAAGAAAUGCGUCGUGAAGUAUUUGGACAAAAACAAAAAUUUGUUGAAGCUGAAGCAUCACGAGAAGUUUUACGUAAAGAAUUAGCUAAUAUUCAACGACAUUAUGUUGAAUUAGAAGAUGAACAACGAAUGAAAGAACGAGAUUAUAAAUUAGCUGUUGAAGAUGCUCGACGUCUUGAACGUAAAGCAAUAGAAGAACGACGACAUGUUGAAUUAGCACUAGAAAGUGCAAAUCAAAUGAUUUCUGAAUUACGUAUUGCAUUAUCAGGUGCUGAAGGACGAGCAAGUGCACUUGAUACACAAUUAGCACGUGUGGAAGGAGCUAAACGUGAUGCUGAAUAUAAAUUAGGUAGUAUUGUAUCAAGUUUACGUCGUACAAUUGGUUAUGGUUCACGUAGUCGUAGUAGUGCACGACUUCGAAGUCGUUCACCAAGUCCAGAUAUUCGUCGUCGACCAAUAUCACCAACAAAAGGUUUUGAUAGUAUUGAAAAUCGAGCAUCACCUAUAUUACGACGAGUAUCACGUAGUCCACAUCAUCGUUCACGUUCACCAGGUUAUGAUGUUGAGCGUGCUCGUUCACCUGGUUCAACAUUUGUUGAUGUAGCUGAUAUUGAUCCAGAACAAAUUCGUUCAGCAUUAAGAGAUUUUGUUCAAAGUUUUAUUUCUACUGAACGUGAUCGAGAUGAUUGUGCUUCUGAAGCUACACAAUUACGUCGAAUUAAUAAAGAACUUGAAGAUAAUCUGUCAAGAGCAGAACUACGAUAUAAUCAAUUACAAAAAACACUCAUGUCAUUUGAAGAAGACAAAAAAGGUAUCGAUACUCGUUUACAAAGUGCUCAAAGUGCCUUAUUAUUACAUGAAGAUACUAUUCGACGAAGUGAACGUGAACGUAAAACAAUGAUAGAUCAAAUAACUGCACUUGAACGACAAUUAUUAGCUAUGGAAAAUGAAAAGAAACAAAUUAUUGAAAAAAUGAGUUUAUCAAAAUCGGGUGAAUCACGUUUAUCCGAUGAAAAACGACAAUUAAAACGAGCGUUAGAAGAAAAUGACGCUCGUACAACUGAACUUGAAAUGAUAAAACGAGGAUUAGAAGGUGAAAUUCAACGUUUAAAUAUGAUUCUUACGGAUAAAGAUACUGAAAUUCAAGUACAUCAAGAACGAUGUGAAACAUUAAUUAGACAAAUUCAAGAUCGUGAAGAAAAAUGUCAAUCAUUACAAUUAAGUGUUGAUCGUCUUUCUUUAACAUUAGCUAAAGUUGAAGAAGGAGAAUCAAGUUUAAAAACUCGUGUACAAUCACUUAAUCAAACAUUAUCACAAACAAAUUAUCAAGCAGCUGAUUUACAACAAAAGCUUGGUAGUUUACAAAGUGCUUUACAAAGUAGUGAAGCUGAUCGUCGUGUAUUACAAGAUAAACUUGAACAAUCACGAUCACAAGUUAGUGAACUUAAAAAACAAAAUCAUGAAUUACUUGAACGUGUACAUCAUCUUCAAAAUGAAGUUACUGAUUCAGAUAUGAGACGACAUGAAUUAGAAAAUCAAUUACGAAAUACGAAUACACUUCUUGUUCAACGUCAAGAAAGUGAACAAGAAGCAAUUCAAAAGAUUUCAAUAUUAACAUCGGAUAAACAAGCAUUACAAGAGAAGAACGCUCUUUUACAACGACAAUUAGGCAAUCUUGAUCUUGAAAAACGUGAAGCUGAAAGAUCAAAAUUACGUUUAGAAAAAGAUAAAAAUGUUCUAAAAAAAACUUUAGAUAAAGUUGAACGUGAACGUGUUGUUACUGAAGAUAUUGUUCGUUCAUGGGAUCGAACAGAAUUCGAUCGACAAUUUCGUCGAAUCGAAGAAGAAAAUCAAGCUUUACAAAAACAAAUAGAGCAUUUACAAGCAGCUCUUAGCGAAUCUGAACAACAACAUGCACAACGUCUAAUUGAUUUCACAACACGUAAUAGACGUGAAACCGAGGCUGAAACUGAACGUAUUCGAACAUCUCAAACAGCUGCUGAACGUGCUUUAGAAGCACGAGAAAAAGCACAUCGAGCACGUGUUAAAGGUCUCGAAGAACAAAUUACAGCAUUAAAAGAGCAACUUCAUCAAGAAAUGCGUAAACGUCAAACAUUUCUUACUCGUUCAUUAACUAAUGGAGAUGAAAUUAGUGCACUUCGUCGUGAAAUUACUGAUUCAUUAUCUUUUGUAUCACAAGAUCCACGUGGUCUUGAUCCAGUCCUUUUAGAUCAUGAAACAAAACGAUUAGCAGAUAUACAUGAACCACCUGUACGUCAUCGUUCACCAAAUCGACGUACUCUAUCACCAUCUAUUGCUGUACGUUCAAUGAGAGCUGCAGCUACUGCAGCUGCAACAUCGCCAUCUCAAAUCGGUUCUCAAUCACCGAGUACACGCGCGAGAUCAUCACGGCCACGCUAUUAA